GGGGCUCUGACUUGAUAGGGUGAGGAGGAACAUAAGGUGAAUAUGGAGUGCACGGGGAAGAUCUUUUUCUAUGAGGACAAGAACUUCAAGGGUCACCACUAUGAAUGCAGCAGCGACUGUCCCAAGCUCAACGCUCACUUCCAGCGCUGUAACUCCAUCCGGGUGGAGGGCGGGGCCUGGGUCAUCUACGAGAGACCCCAAUACAUGGGCUACCAGUAUGUCCUCGUGAGAGGGGAGUACCCCAACUACCAGAGCUGGAAUGGCUUCAACGACACCAUCCGCUCCUGUCGGCUCAUCAGACAUCCUUCUAGCAUGCACAAGAUCCGCAUCUACGAACGUCCAGACUUCGGUGGCCAGAUGGUCGAGAUCAGCGAGGAUCUGCCCAACCUGGUGGACCACUGGCGCUACCGUGACAUUCACUCGGCUCACGUCCAGGAUGGGGUCUGGGUUUUCUACGAGCAUCCAAACUACAGGGGACGCCAGUACCUGCUGGAGAAGGGCGAGUACAGACGGCACGCAGAGUGGGGGGCCCUUCAUCCGUCUGUGGGCUCCAUUAGACGUGUUGUGGACUCAUCUUAAACCAUAUCACUUCCUGUUUCUCACCUUCCUCCAUAUUACCCUGGACCUGACUCACCUGCAAAUAAAAACGCACUGACUGAAGCAGAAGGGGAAAUAUUUUAUUUGGUGU
Molecule: messenger RNA, 688 nt
Organism: Anarrhichthys ocellatus (wolf-eel)
Lineage: Eukaryota; Metazoa; Chordata; Actinopteri; Perciformes; Anarhichadidae
Product: gamma-crystallin M2-like
Exons: 3
Coding region: 43-579 (178 amino acids)
Biological process (GO): visual perception; lens development in camera-type eye
Molecular function (GO): structural constituent of eye lens
Source: RefSeq, a predicted model, not a curated record